AUGGCAACCAUGACAGAAAUCAUCGAGGCCCUCCUCACGCCCUCCAUCCCCGUCAUCCUCCUCGGCCUGCUCGUCAUGAUCGGCGGCCCCAUCCUCCUACACUUCAUCCUCGCCUCAUCAGCAACAUACACCAUCGCUCCGACCGUACUCCUCCUCGGCCCCGAAAACGCCGGCAAAACCUCUCUCCUCACGCUCCUCGAGCGCGGCACCAAACCCGCCGACACGCACACCACCCAGCGAGCACAGUCCGUCGAAUUGAACGCCACCACCGACGCCAACACCAAGGGCUCCUUCAGAAACCACGACGACUCAUCAGGCACCUACACCAAGUUUCUGCUCAUCGACACCCCUGGACACGGCAAGCUGCGCAACGUGGCGAUGGGGAAAUUGGAGAGCGCGGAGAAAGUAAAAGCCGUGGUGUUCAUGGUGGAUGCUGCUGCGCUGGGGGAGCAGGAGACUCUUGCGCCUACCGCUGCGUACUUGUACGAUGUGCUGCUGUAUCUGCAGAAGAAGGCCAGUGACAAGGGGAAGAAUAAGGCCGCUAUUCCGGUCUUGAUUGCCGCGAAUAAGAUGGAUCUGUUUACCGCCCUGCCAGCCAACUUGGUUAAGAGCCAGUUGGAGAAUGAGCUAUCGAGGAUUCGCGCAUCCAGAAGCAAGGGCCUAUUGGAUUCGGGCGUCGGCGUCGACGAGAUUGGAUCGGAGGAGCAGGACUCGUGGCUGGGAGAGUAUGGAUCGGAAAAGUUUUCUUUCCAGCAGAUGGGCGAGUUUGAUAUCGACGUAGAGGUUGUGCCGGGGAGUGUGACGACGGAAGAGGCAGACGUUGAUAAGUGGUGGUGGUGGAUGGCGCAGCGGAUAUAA
Pochonia chlamydosporia 170 is the source of this 858-nucleotide messenger RNA. Its product is annotated as ADP-ribosylation factor domain-containing protein. The transcript has a single exon. NCBI's taxonomy places the organism in Eukaryota, Fungi, Ascomycota, Sordariomycetes, Hypocreales, Clavicipitaceae. The record is from RefSeq and is a predicted model, not a curated record. The coding region runs from base 1 to 858 and encodes 285 amino acids.